Mesorhabditis belari is the source of this 762-nucleotide messenger RNA. The record is from the annotation of a GenBank genome assembly. NCBI's taxonomy places the organism in Eukaryota, Metazoa, Nematoda, Chromadorea, Rhabditida, Rhabditidae.
AUGUCGAAAAACAUGAAAACUCCAACAAAUGUGAAAAUUUUAACGAAUGAUAUCGCCGUUGUUCGAAUGAAGAAAAUGGGGAAACGAUUUGAAAUCGCUUGCUACAAAAAUAAAGUACUCAAUUGGAGAAAUCGAAGUGAAAAGGACAUCGAUGAAGUACUGAAAACACGUCAAGUAUUCACAAAUGUAUCCAAAGGACAACUAGCAAAGAAAGAUGAGAUUCAAGCAGCUUUUGGCAUUGAUGAUCAUUUUGAGGUUUGCAAAUUGAUUUUGGAGAAAGGAGACCUUCAAGUAUCUGAUAAAGAAAGACAAGCGACGAAUGAGAAUUCGAUUAAAGAAGUCGCACAAUUGAUCGCGGAUAUGGUGGUAAAUCCAGAGACCAAGAGACCAAUUCCUCCAUCGACUAUUAAUAAAGCUUUGGCUGAGAUCGAUUUCUCAUUGAAACCGAAUCGAUCAACAAAGCAACAAGCUUUAGAAGUGAUUCCGAGAUUGAGAGAAUCGAUGAAGAUACAGAGAGCAAAGAUCAGGUUGAGAGUUGCAGUUGCAACGAAAGAAGCAAGGAAUUUACAGGGAAAGUUGAAGUUAUUAUUUGACGAGAUUGAGGUCGAGAAUUGGGAUGAACAGGGAUUGGAGUUGAUUGGAUUAAUCCAACCUGGAGCCUUUAGAAUUAUCGAUGAAAUGGUGAGAAAUGAUGGGAAAGGACAGGCAAGAAUCGAGAUUUUGUCGUUAAAAGAUGUGGCUGAGGGAGAGUUGGAGAGCUUG